UUCUGUCUUCUCUCUUGCUCACUUUUGCCGCCGUACUAUCACUUCCCCCACUCGCGCUCCCCUCGUCCUCGGAUCGAAGCUUCCGGAAUCCGGAGGCAGAUGCGAUGGUGGCGCUGGUGCGGCCGUCCGUGCUGCCAGUGUGCGCCGUGACGGGCGGCGGCGGGAAGGACAAGUGGACGCCGCGGCAGCAGCAGUCGUGGUGGGGCAGGAGUAAGCAGAGCUUGCCGCACCAGCCGCGGCGGAAUGGGGAGCGAGGAGGCGGGGGCGGCGGCGGAGCGCUGGAUCAGGUGCUUGGCGUGCUCCGCCGCGACAGCGAGUUCCUCCAGGCCGCCGCCGGCGCCCCGCUCCGCGACGUCCUCUGGCUCCGGUUCCUCGAGAACAAGAAGCAGCGGCGGAAGCAACCAAAACCUAAGCCCGCGCAGCAGGAGCAGGAGGAAGAGGAGGAAGCGUCGGCUCGUCGAGCCCCUGCGUUCCCUCCCCCAGCCUACCCGCCAGCGCUGUCCUGUGUGGAGCUGAUGGCGGCUGAUCUACAAGCCCUCAAGGUUUAUGUCGGUUCCUCAAAACGUGAAUUCGUGCAUCGGUUGCUCGGAAGCAAGCAGCAGCCUCAAUCUCAACAACAAUGUAUCAAGUCCAAACCAGUUCUGCAAAAACAAUUUGAACCGAAACCCAAGGAACAGCAGCAGCAGGCGCUUCAGCCCCCAGCCUUCCCUCCCCAUUCCUACCCACCAGGGCUGUCUUGCAUGGAGCUGAUGAUGGCCGAUCUCGCAGCCCUCAAGUUGUACAUCAGCUACUACUAUGCCAUUCUCACCACUCCUCUGCCCCAGCAUUACGACCCUGAUCUACUCGCCCAGUACUUCGUCUCACGUCCUCAUAUCCUUGCAUUCCGCACGGUUCAAAUACUAUUGGCAUUUGUCUCGGCUGCGGUGAAGGUGCAAAUUUCUAAAAGAAUGAACCUAACCACAGAUGCUACCUACAGAAGUAGCAUCAGCAAUGAAGGUUUUAAUGCUUCACAAUACAUGGUUGGACAGCUUCUCAAGGACACAUUUCUUGACCUUGGGCCUACUUUUGUUAAAGUUGGGCAAUCCCUCUCAACAAGGCCUGAUAUUAUAGGCUCGGAGAUUUGUGAGGCACUUUCCGAGUUGCAUGAAAGAGUCCCCUCUUUCCCAAGAGAGGAUGCAAUGAAGAUCAUUGAGGGAGAAUUCCAUCGUCCUGUUUCACAAGUUUUCAGUUACAUAUCUGAUGAGCCUGUUGCCGCAGCUUCCUUUGGACAGGUUUAUCAAGGACGCACAUUUGAUGGUGCUCUUGUGGCCAUAAAGGUCCAGCGGCCGAACCUUCUUCCUUCUGUGCUGAGGGACAUCUAUAUUCUGCGCCUUGGGCUUGCUUUUGUGAGGAAGAUUGCAAAUCGAAGUAGUAACAUUUCCCUCUAUGCUGAUGAGUUGGGUAGAGGUUUUGUUGGCGAAUUGGACUACAAUAUUGAAGCUGCCAAUGCUAUGAAAUUCCGGGAAUGUCACUCCAGAUAUUCAUUUAUAGUGGUUCCAAAGAUUCUCAAGCAACUUACUAGGAAGAGGGUUUUGACAAUGGAGUGGAUGGCUGGUGAAAACCCCAAGGAGUUGCUUUCUUUGUCUAAAGGUAUUUCUGGUGACAUUAGUGAAUCCUCAGAGAAGCAGAAGUUGGAAGCAAAAGCCCGGCUUCUUGACCUGGUCAAUAAAGGUGUCGAGGCCUCAUUAGUGCAGCUCCUCGAGACAGGGUUGUUGCAUGCUGAUCCUCAUACUGGGAAUUUGCGAUAUACACCUGAAGGCCAUGUUGGGUUUCUUGACUUUGGUUUACUUUGCGCGAUGGAGAAGAAACAUCAACGCGCUAUGCUUGCGAGCAUUGUGCACAUAGUAAAUGGAGAUUGGACUUCCCUUGUUUAUGAUUUGACUGAGAUGGAUAUUGUUCCACCAAGAACUAAUAUACGCCGAGUGACAAUGGACUUAGAGGACACAUUGGGUGAGGUAACCUUUGACGAUGGAAUUCCAGACAUCAAGUUCAGUAAGGUGCUUGGCAAAAUUUGGUCUGUAGCACUUAAAUAUCACUUCCGUAUGCCACCGUACUACACACUGGUCCUGCGGUCACUUGCCUCUUUGGAAGGACUGGCCAUAGCAGCAGAUAAAAGUUUUAAAACAUUUUGGGCAGCAUACCCAUUUGUUGUUAGGAAGCUUCUGUCUGAUAAUUCACUUGAGACAAGGAGGGUAUUGUAUCAGGUGAUUUUCAACAGAAGGAAAGAGUUCCAGUGGCACAAGAUUGCAGUGUUUCUAAAGCUAGCAUCAGCAAGGGGCAACUUUAGGCAAAGUACUGGAGUUUUGCCAGAGAGGAAGGGCAUGAAUGUUGCAAACCUUGCAGAGAUCAGUGAUGCAUAUUCCCUUGAUCGCGCUACACCAGAAAGGGCAUUGCAUACUGCAAACCUUUGCCUCAGACUUCUAUUAUCACAGGAUAGCAUUGUGAUAAGGAGACUUAUAAUGACUGCGAAUGUGAAGUCUCUUGCCCGUGACUUGAUCUCCAAAGGCGCAUCCAUUUUCCGGGUCCUCCUGAGCCGGGCUCUUGCCGACGUUGUCUGCCAGUGGAUGGUGAAGGUGACUGGACUAAAACGACUCAGGCAACUGAAGCCUGAUUCGCCCGUGACCACGAAAAGUGACGAGGGUGACCUGCGGCUGUCCAAAGAAGCUUCGAUCAUGGUGUCCUUGCAGGAAGCCUUAAGAGACCGAAGACUGAAGGUCAUAUUCUCAAAGUUUGUCAGGGAUCUAAGGGAGGAGCCAGUCCUGAUGUUCAGGGUGAGCUGGAGCAUGCUUCUUGUCUCGGCCGUAUCCGCAGCCAUUGGUGUGCACCGGUUUGUCGUUCUCUUGUCGGAGGAAUACUUGCCCACUUUGACGCCGCGGCUCGCUCCGAUUUAGAGUAUACGAAAAGAGCAGUAACCAGGCCUGGGUUACAUGAAAAAGAUACUUGGUUCCACGUGUUAAGCAACGGAGUGUAGUGUAGAUAGGUGCUGUCAAUAUCAACCGCCCCUUUUGUAGCUAACUUCGUACAUGAUUAUUUUCCCCAAACAUAUUGCUAGUUAUUUUCCAUUUAUCUCUCCAAA
Molecule: messenger RNA, 3115 nt
Organism: Brachypodium distachyon (stiff brome)
Lineage: Eukaryota; Viridiplantae; Streptophyta; Magnoliopsida; Poales; Poaceae
Exons: 17
Coding region: 105-2930 (941 amino acids)
Source: RefSeq, a predicted model, not a curated record